CCUGGCGUCUUCCCCUCGGCCCUGGCCUCCUGGCGCUUCGCCGCAUCAAAGGCUCUGCGGUGCGGCGGCAGGAUCCUGCACGCGGGCUCCUGUGCCCCGGCGGGGCGGCGCGUGCCUCCCACGGCGCCCGCGGGCGCUCUCUUUGGAGGCCGGCUGCGCGCCGGGGAGCUCCAGCGAUGCUCCCUCCUGGCGGUGGCUGCGGGCCAGCACGAGGUGUCCGGUGAGGAGCACCUUUACUCCGAUUUCCCUGAGAUUGACUUGUCCCAGUUGGAUGCCAGCGACUUUGACUCUGCCAGCUGCUUCAGCGAGCUGCAGUGGUGCGCGGAGCACUCCGAGACCGAGUCCAGCCAGUACAGCACAGAUGACUCCGAGCUCUUCCAGAUAAUAGACAGCGAGAAUGAAGCACUGCUGGCAGCCCUCACCGAGACACUGGAUGAUAUCCAGGGAGAUGCCAUGGGCCUGGCUGCCUUCCGCACUAUGGAAGAGGGGGACACGCUCAGCCCAGCCUACACCUCGCCCGCCCCCUCCCCCAAACCCGCCACCCCGCUCGCGGCAGGGCCACCCCAGGCCCCCGAGUUUGAUGAGCUGUCUCUACUGAAGAAGUUGCUUCUCUCUCCAUCGCAUGUGCCUCCGAGCUGUGAGGCUCAGAGAGAUGGGAGCGCCCGGCGCCUGGGGACCCCUAAGUCCAGACCCACACGGCCCUGCGCAAAGGCAGAGGGUCCCCGGGACAGGAAGGCAAACCUCCAGCAGGCGCAGAGCCGGAGCUGCACGGAGCUGCACAGGCACCUCACGUCCGCAGCAACCUGCGCGCAGGCCAAAGCCGCCCACGCCCCCGAGGAGUGUCAGAGCAGCCGCCACCACCCGCCCCUGGAUGACUGCGCCCACCACGAGGAUGACAGCGACUCCAGCGAGGACUCGCUGAGCUCUGGUGACACCGUGACCACCCCGCCCUCCUCCUCCGAGGACAGCACUGGCAGCCAGUUCUCCUGCGAGCGGGAGAUGCACUCGAUGGUGGAGCUCAUCCGCUACAUGCACACCUACUGCCUGCCGCCACGCAAACUGCCCGUGCGCGACCCUGCUGACACCAGGAGCCAGCCCUGUGGCAGCCCCUUCCAGAGGGCCAAGCCGGACGAAACACCCCGGUGUCUCACCCUGUCCUUGGCGCACACGGACCCAACCUUUGGGAAGAGAAACUUUGAGCCAGUGCUGACCGUGGAGCUAUGUGGGACAGCAGGUCUCACACCGCCCACCACGCCACCAUACAAACCAGCUGAGGAGGACCUGUACAAGCCAGAUAUCCCUCAGGAGGGAGGGAAGGAGAAUACCACCACCACCAGCCCUGGGAUCACAGCAGAUGUGGCAGCUCCCCGGAAACCCCCGAAGAAGCACCCCGAGAGGACAGAGCUCUUUGCCCACCUGAGCCGAGCUGCCGCGUGCCCGGCUCUCCCUGAGCAGCAGGGAGUGCUGAAACGGCCCUUCUCACGCUCCUUUGGAGACCAUGACUACUGCCAGGUCAUGAAGCCUGAGGCUGCUCUCCAGAGGAAGGUGCUCAAGUCCUGGGAGCCCCCGAGCCACGUGGAGACUGACCACAAGAGGAGGGUCCCAGACGCACAUUACCAGGGCCUGGACCUCAGCGGCAAGGAGACGAGCAGCGAGAUCUUGUGGAAAGGUGGCUUCAAGCAGCUGAGAGACCAGGAGAUCAGAGCCAGUUUAACCAAGCACUUCGGCUUUCUGGACAGCGCUCUUGAUGAUGAGGACAUGGCCUUCUGCAAGACCCCUGAGUAUGACACUGUCUUUGAUGACAGCUGCAGCGAGAGUGGCUCUCUAGUGGAAGAGGAGGAGGAGGAAGAGGAGGAAGAGGAAGAACACUGCGAUAGUCCACUGGACACAAAGCUUUGCCUGCGGAGAAACCCCCUGUCCAGGAGCAGUUUGCACUACUAUUCUCGGAGUAGAUCCAGCUCGGGGUCUUCGUGCUGCCGGUCCCGAUCUCCAGCAAGCAGGCGCACCUUCAGAUGUGAAAACAGUGAGCAGUGUCAAGGUGGCAAUGCAAACCGGGGCCAGAUGGAGAAGAGGAGAGAAAAGGCCAUUGGGGAAGGCAGGGUGGUCUAUAUCAGAAACCUCUCCAGCAACAUGAGCUCCAGUGAACUGAAGAAGCGCUUUGAAGUGUUUGGGGAAAUCGUGGAGUGCCAGGUCCUGUCCAGGACUAACAGGGGGGAUAAAUAUGGCUUCAUCACCUACCGGUAUUCAGAGCAUGCCGCCUUAUCUCUGAGGAAUGGCCCCUCGCUAAGGAAGAGGAAUGAGCCCUCAUUCCAGCUCAGCUCUGGUGGCCUCGGGCACUUCUGGACCAGAUACGCUGACUUGGAUUGCAGCGCAGAAGAGUCUGCCCCAGCUCCAGUGAAAAGCAAGUAUGAGACCAUGGAUUUUGACAGCUUGCUGCAGGAGGCCCAGCUAAGCCUGCAUCGAUAACAGCCUUAACCUUGGAGGAAUACCUCAAUACCUCAGUCAAGGCACUUCCAAAAUGUUUACGUUUUCAAAGAAAUUAUUCAGUCUAUGAAAAGCGAGAGAGAGAGCGCGAGAGAGAGCACGCACGCAAGAGAGAGACUGCUGUCCCUUUCAAUCGAUGUUUACAUUGAACAAAGCUGCUUGUGUCUGUGAGUCCCCAUGGUGUCGAUGUCUCACUGCCACACAUUAGUCUCCCUGCUUCUGACUGGUUGUUUUAGGGUGAGCCUAGGAGCCCUCCGUCCCCCUCCCCGGCCCCUGUCCCGUCUUCCCCCGUCCCGUGCUCCCGCCAUGGAGUUGCAGCUGUGUUCACCAUAACAUUUUUGUCCGUAGUGUGUGAUGAUGAAAUUGUUAAUUGUGAAUAGAAUCAGGAUUAUAAACUAAUUUUUAAUAGAAGAAGAAAAAAGUAUAUACUUAAAAAAAGAAAUGUAUUUAUGGCUCAGAUGUACUGUAAUUCAGAUUUAUUGUACCGCUUCCUUGAUUUUUAACUAUGCACUGUAAUGAGGCACUUGCCACUGAGCAAAUGGGGGGGUCAGAGCAGA
Molecule: messenger RNA, 3041 nt
Organism: Tinamus guttatus (white-throated tinamou)
Lineage: Eukaryota; Metazoa; Chordata; Aves; Tinamiformes; Tinamidae
Source: RefSeq, a predicted model, not a curated record